Molecule: messenger RNA, 163 nt
Organism: Loa loa (African eye worm)
Lineage: Eukaryota; Metazoa; Nematoda; Chromadorea; Rhabditida; Onchocercidae
Exons: 1
Source: RefSeq, a predicted model, not a curated record
GUCUGUGCCUAAUGGUUGUAAUAGUAAUGCAUGCACUGCAAAUUUACGUUGGUCUGUAAGCGGUCAUGGUUCAUUUCUUCGUUUACGGAUGGAAGCAUUUCUUCGAGAUUUGCCAUCUUAUGCAAUGUAUAUAGCAUUAGGAUUCUCGAAUGAUCAAUAUAUG